Messenger RNA from Trichosurus vulpecula (common brushtail), 288 nucleotides. RefSeq names its product small integral membrane protein 35 (gene SMIM35). Lineage: Eukaryota; Metazoa; Chordata; Mammalia; Diprotodontia; Phalangeridae. The transcript has 4 exons. The record is from RefSeq and is a predicted model, not a curated record. The coding region runs from base 1 to 288 and encodes 95 amino acids.
AUGGCCACUUUGCCUCUCAAACUGGCCAGCUGUGAGGAGUCCAUCAGUACCUUAGGUCUGAUCCUUGGAGUGGGGCUGUCACUACUGGUAGUGUCCAUACUUGGUUACAGUCUGGCCAAGUGGUAUCAACACGGAUACUGCUGGGAGGGGCCCAACUUUGUGUUUAACCUAUACCAGAUCCGCAACCUGAAAUCUGGAGAGCUGGAGCUGGGUCCUCCCUUCACCAUCAGUGGCCACCUCAGCAACACAGAAGGUGGCUAUAAGCAGUUCUAUGACAGGCCAGUCUGA